Messenger RNA from Peronospora matthiolae, 96 nucleotides. The record is from the annotation of a GenBank genome assembly. Lineage: Eukaryota; Oomycota; Peronosporomycetes; Peronosporales; Peronosporaceae.
AUGGAAAACACGUUGCCGCUCACGGUCGCGGACAUGGGUGCGCGCAAAUCUUGGGCCAAGGACAUGCUGUUGCAUGAGGAUUCCGGGUCCGUCUGA